This is a messenger RNA of Thermothielavioides terrestris NRRL 8126, 1282 nucleotides long. RefSeq lists its product as uncharacterized. NCBI's taxonomy places the organism in Eukaryota, Fungi, Ascomycota, Sordariomycetes, Sordariales, Chaetomiaceae. Gene Ontology annotation, molecular function: protein-L-isoaspartate (D-aspartate) O-methyltransferase activity. The transcript is spliced from 2 exons. The record is from RefSeq and is a predicted model, not a curated record. Bases 362 to 1090 code for a protein of 242 amino acids. Gene Ontology annotation, cellular component: cytoplasm. Gene Ontology annotation, biological process: protein modification process.
CCGCCAUCACAAAGAACCCGCAACUCGCGGUUGUCGCGCCAAUCAAGACAGGACCAUCAGCUGUUACUGCUUCGUCCGCCGGCUCACGUCUUACAGGGAGCUUUAUCGAGUGCCAACUCCAACGUCGGUCCACUCGGUCCACCACCGCCGCCCCUCCGUGCUAUCAGCAGCUUGCACCGACGUACUGUAGGUCCCUCGCCAGAGCCCUUCAACACUGGCGAACGGGAAGAAGCUGCUUGUUCUGCUGAUUCUGGGCGCCCUCCCGCUCUUCCGGGCCUGCGGCGUGCCCAAACCCGGGCUCGUCUCCUUCCACACGACCCCGUCUCACCACGACCGGCACCGUCUUAGCAGCAUCAUCGACAUGGCCUGGCGCAGCUCGGGCGGGUCCAACCGCGACCUGGUCGAGAACCUCUGGCGCAACCAGCUGAUCACCCACCAACAGGUGAAGGAGGCCUUUCUCAAGGUCGACCGCGCGCACUACGCGCCCACGUUCCCCUACGAAGACUCGCCCCAGCCGAUCGGCCACGCGGCGACCAUCUCGGCGCCGCACAUGCACGCCUCGGCCGCCGAGCACCUGCUGCCCUUCGUCACGCCGGCGCCGCCGGCGCGCCCGGCCCCGCGCGUGCUCGACAUCGGCUCCGGGUCGGGCUACCUGACGCACGUGCUGGCGGAGCUGGCCUGCGCCGGCAGCGGCGCCGAUUCAGGUGCCGUGGUCGUCGGCCUCGAGCACAUCGCGCCGCUGCGCGACCUGGGCGAGCGCAACAUGCGCAAGACGGCGCGCGGGCGCGAGCUGCUGGACGCCGGGCGGGUGCGGUUCCGCGUCGGCGACGGGCGGAAAGGCUGGCUCGAGCCCGGCGAGGAGCACAAGAAGUGGGACGCCAUCCACGUCGGCGCCAGCGCCGCCGAGGUGCAUGAUGCCCUGCUCGAGCAGCUCAACGCGCCCGGGCGCAUGUUCAUCCCCGUCGACGACGACGAGAGCGGGUGGGGCCAGCAUGUCUGGUGCGUCGACAAGGAUGAGAAGGGUGUGGUCAGCAGGAGGAAGCUGUUUGGUGUGCGGUAUGUGCCGUUGACGGAUCCGCCGAAGGAGUAGGGGUGGGAGGUGCGGUGGCAUUGCGCAGAAUGGAUGUGCCUUGUCUUGUUGAAGGUGAUCAUUUUCAUGAAUUCCAGCAUGGGUGGUAGGAAACAGAGUGGUACUUCGGGGUAGGCGGUACAUGCGAUGAUUAAAUGAGCCGAUGAUCAGAGCGUAGCAGUCAUCGCAUGGGACACGGAUGAAGGCAUGCUC